Mercurialis annua (annual mercury) is the source of this 897-nucleotide messenger RNA. RefSeq lists its product as uncharacterized. NCBI's taxonomy places the organism in Eukaryota, Viridiplantae, Streptophyta, Magnoliopsida, Malpighiales, Euphorbiaceae. The record is from RefSeq and is a predicted model, not a curated record. The coding region runs from base 1 to 897 and encodes 298 amino acids. The transcript is spliced from 2 exons.
AUGCUAACUUUACCUGAAGGCACGGACGGAUUCACAGUUUACUGUGAUGCAUCAAGGAUAGGACUAGGAUGUGUCCUCAUACAACAUGGUCGAGUAAUAGCCUAUGCUUCUCGACAGUUAAAGAAAAAUAAAGCAAAUUACCCAACCCACGAUUUGGAAUUAGUGGCGCUAGUUUUUGCUUUAAAGAUUUGGAGGCAUUAUCUAUAUGGAAUAACAUGUGAGAUAUUCACGGAUCAUAAGAGUUUGAAGUAUAUCUUUGACCAACGUGAACUACACCUUAGACAAAGGAGAUGGUUAGAGUUAUUAAAGGAUUAUGAUUGUUCUAUUCAGUACCAUCCUGGAAAAUCCAACAUAGUGGCAAAUGCUUUGAGUAGAAAAGUGUUGCAACAUGGCACUAGACUGUGUGUGCCAGAGCUGGAUAACUUAAGACAAAAGAUCAUGGAAGAGACCCAUGGAUCUACAAAUAGUGUUCAUCCAGGAUCAACAAAAAUGUAUCGAGGUAUUAAGGAAUUGUAUUGGUGGAGUGGAAUGAAAAAGGACACUACAGAGUAUUUAGCUAAAUGUCCGACUUGUCAGCAAGUCAAACUAAAACAUCAACGACCAUAUGGAUUUUGGCAAGCUUUGCCUAUUCCAGAAUGGAAAUGGGAAAAGAUCACCACGGAUUUUGUGGUCGGUUUUCCUAGAAUUCAAAAAGGAUUUGACUCCACAUGGGCAAUAGUAGAUCGUCUAACAAAUCAGCACAUUUUAUACCCAUCAAAACGACAUAUUCAGCAGCAAAAUUGGCACAAGUGUAUAUUGACAAGAUUGUUUGUGUACACGGAGUUCCAGUGUCAAUUGUUUCUGAUAGAGGUUCAGUUUUUACCUCACGCUUCUGGAAAAGUCUGCAAGAAGCGCUAG